Molecule: messenger RNA, 1896 nt
Organism: Alternaria novae-zelandiae
Lineage: Eukaryota; Fungi; Ascomycota; Dothideomycetes; Pleosporales; Pleosporaceae
Exons: 5
Coding region: 1-1896 (631 amino acids)
Source: RefSeq, a predicted model, not a curated record
AUGCCGCAGCAAUUGCAUGAAGUAACCGAAGCCGACAUCCAAGCGUCCCUAACAAGCAACUACGAUGACAGCGAACAUGACUCGGUGCUUCCUUCGAUCGAGGAUGUCUUUGAGCCAUAUAUCAAGAGCGAACCUGGAGAAGAGAACAAGGCAGUUAGCUCGUCAACGGUCGGUACCUCCGCUUCGGACACAUCCAAGCAGCGUUGUUCCUCGCACGACUCUCAAGCUACCCUUCCACUGUCGACGCCUUGCCCAUCAGACGAAGACAGAGACCUUCCUAUUGUGCUCCAAAGUCCAGCAAGAACUAGCCACAUUCUCGACACUGGUAACACCGCAUCCACGCCACAAGUACGACGCACUCUCGACUUCGGCAUGCCAGCCCUUCGUCACACUAAUGACACCGCACCACAAGUGUCCGAGCCCGGCGACUUUACGUCACUUGCAGCUCUUCGUAGGCUAGAGCGUGACCCGCCCCAUCAUUGGCAUGAAGACGAACGCGAGCUCCUAACAAUACUCUACCGAUGGUACGAAGAUACAAACGUGGCAACCAUCCCGAAGGUCUUCAAUGCCAUCACCGGCCUAAACCUCAGGCUCAACGUCAUACGUUACCAGUUCGAAAGCCAUCUCAUUCUGUAUGGCGGUCGUGCGUACCCUGAGUUCGAUCGAGUAAUGAAAGUCCUCUUCCACGACCCCGAACACAAGUACGACGAGAUCCACGCGAUCAUCGAAGAUACCGCCUCCGAGUCGGGCAUUGACUUGUCAAGACGCACACACGAGGUGAGUUACACACCUGGAUUGGCGAGAACUGCGAAGUCUCCCAAGACGAGAAAGCAUUACAAAUCCCUCGUUAGACGUGCGCUAAAGAGGGAAAAGGAGAAAGCACGCGCCCUUCGCAUGCCGGCCCCGGAAGAUCUACCACUGCAGGCUCUACAGCUCGGCGGAAUGACACUGGCUGAGCAAGACAAUGAGGAAACAUGGUCAGACGUUGAUGGCUAUCAUACACCACCCAUCACACCUACCCAGCCGACACUCCGGACUCCACCCGGCAGGAAUACGAUUGGAUUUCGCGUUUGGGAUGCCAACAGCCGGACUAUGUUCGACGACGAGACGGGCUUCGUGAGCCAAGCCUUCUCAAUUUGGAGGGGCGAGUUCCCGCCGCCAUUCUCUCCAGAUGGGCAAGGUCAACAUGCUCUCAUGCUCUUGACGAAUCUCCAUCUGUCCAUGAGUGGCGGCGCAUCGGCCUUUGUUUCAGUAUCUACGAGUCUCUUGCAGGCACUGGUCAAGGCCUCAACAAUGUUUGAGCCCAGAAUCGCCGUCAAGCCACACAAGACUCUGCCAGCAGCAGAUGUCAUGCGGAUGCUAAAAGCGGAAGGCCAGGCAUGGUGGGCAAGAUACAAGGGCCAUGCAGAGCGCAUGGUAUGGGCUUCCGUCCCAGCUGCAGCCGUGCUCUCACACUUCCCGAUUUCCGACCUCACUGUCUUGUCACGUCACAACCAAGCUUGCGAUGAUAUCCUCAACUUGCGGGACAUCCAAUCCGGCCGAAAGACACAGUACGUCUCGUCGCUCUUGCGCGACAGGAACACAAUCAUCAAUAUCCGCACCGCACGAGCUAUGGCCGUGGUAUGCCGGGCCUUCAAGAUGCACCGUGUCGGCGUCAGCCUUGGGCAUAUACAAGGACUUGUCUCGUCGUUGGUGGAUUCAUUCCAGCUGAAGCACGUCACAAGCGAUACACCUCGCAUGUCCAUGAUGAUGGCCAAAGCGUUUGCCGUAUCUCUUGUGUCGCAAGCUCAUCUGGACCCUGAUGUUGAGACCGCUUUCCAGGAGGGCAUUCAGCAAGGCAUUCCCUUUGGCGAUUACAAGAAAAUGGGCAAAUACGAGGAAUGGCUCUCGGCAUGA